UGGAACAUUAAGGGAGAGGACGUUGAAUUGAAAUGACCAUUAACUUUGGACUUACAGCAUUGAUCGAAAUAGCAAGUUAGACAUGUUUACGUAAGAACAAAAUGUUUAAAGUCAGAAUGUAGUCGUGGCUUAUAGAGAACGUCAAUGUACUGUUAUCUAGCAUAGUGGCCGUGCAGUUUAACGUAUUUCUGUCUGUAACAGGGACUGCUAAUUUACAGUCCCACCAUUUUUCCUGACAGUAUUUAAGCUUUGAAGAGUUGAAAGAUGAGUUAUUUGAGAAACUUCGUGUCCAGCAGGUGCUUGUUUCACCACAGUGAAUUACCAAGCGUGAACACAUCGGCUUGCUGGCAUGGGAGUCGGACCAGACUGUUCAGCACUACCAAAAUCAGCAUGACUAUAAUGCCUGCCUGGGUCAUCGAUAAAUAUGGAAGCAAUGAUGUAUUGCGGUUCACUAGAAAUGCCAGUUUCCCUGUCAUCAACUACCCCAAUGAGGUCAUUGUCAGAGUGCAUUCAGCAGGACUGAACCCGCUUGACGUCAGCAUGAGAGGUGGCUACGGCGCCGCGACCAUGUCUAUGAAGAGAGACCCUCUGAACAUCAAGCAGUCGGGCAGCGAGUUCCCGCUCAUCCUGGGGAGAGAUGCGUCUGGGGUCAUUAUGGAGUGUGGCCUGGAUGUGAAGCACUUCAUAGAGAGGGAUGAGGUGUGGGCGGCCAUCCCACCGUGGAAGCAGGGCAGCUUGGCUGAAUUCGUGGUGCUGAGUGCCAACGAGGUAUCCCACAAACCAAAGUCACUGAGCCACGUAGAGGCAGCAGCCAUUCCCUAUGUGGCAACCACUGCCUGGUCGGCACUGGUGAACACCGGUGGGCUCAGUAAGGACAACUGUGCCAAGAAGCGGAUUUUGAUCCUUGGAGGGUCCGGGGGAGUGGGAACAUUUGCUAUACAGAUGCUGAAGGCUUGGGGAGCCCACGUGACCGUUACCUGCUCCCAGAAUGCAGAGCGGUUUGUGAGGGGCCUGGGGGCGGACCACGUGGUGGACUACACCGCCGGGCCUGUCGAGGAGCCGCUCAGGGCACUGGAGAAAUUCGACCUGAUCCUGGAUAACGUUGGGGGGGACACGGAGCUCUGGGCGCUGAAUCUGCUUAAGCCUUGGUGUGGCGCCAAGUUUGUCACCCUUGUCACACCGUUCCUCCAGAACACCGACAGGAUGGGCAUUGCUGACGGCAUGAUGAAGACUGCCGCCACGGUGGCCACCAAAGCCCUCAAGCACCUAGUCAAAGGAGUUCACUACCGCUGGGGGUUCUUUGCACCUAGUGGUCCUGCCUUGGAUGAAGUAAGAGAGAUGGUGGAUGCAGGACAGAUUCGGGCUGUGGUGGAGGAGACUUUCAGCUUUCCCCAGGUUCCUUGGGCCUUCGAGAAGAUGGAGAAAGGUCACGCUCGCGGAAAGACCGUGGUGCAGAUCAGCAAAGGAGGAGAUGACUUGUAGCACUGACUGUUGGAGACUCUGUACAUCUUUAUGUACAGUACACUUGUGGAAGUGAAUGAAACUCAUUUGAAUGCUAGGUUUUUGCUUAUUGUAUCCACAGUUGCAAACUAGGUACAAGAACAAAGUUAUUGAUUGUUAUUGGUGUGGGUUUUGCAGCUAGAAAUGUGUGUAAGAUGCUGUUGUAUGCUUUCGAACGUUUGGCAUUUUUUUACUGGCUUAUAAAAUAAUAUGAUUAAAGUUAAGUGCUGUCAAUGUUUUUUAAAGAGCAGUUAGUAAAGUUUGACCAUGUAAAAUGUGAGUAUUCCCACAGACACAGUUGCCAGUUUAUUAGGUACACCUAGCUUAAACUGAUUCAUUCUAAUAAAGUACUCCUUCAAUAAAUCCCACACUCAUGAAGGUUAUAGUUUUUGUUGAAACUGUUUUAGAGACGUGUUGAUUCAACUAUAUGGUCAUUCUAGUGUUAAAGUAUAUCUGUAUACAACUCAGUGGCAGCUGGUGACUCAAAACACUUAUGAAGAUGGUAUGAAAACCAACCCACUGAGUCGUGUUACUGUCUGCCACUGGAGUCUGUGGGAGAUGACACAAGAACAGGAGGUUCAGUGAGGCUGGAAGAGGAGACACUACACACCAAAUGCAUUAAGAAUAUGAUCGAGCAAGUGGAAUUGAAUCGAUCUACUUCAAAAAAAGAUAUUUUGUGUGGCAUAUACUAUACCUUGACCUUUUUAUGGCCUACUAUAUUUUGACAUUUUUAUGAUAUACUAUAGGCCUACUAUGAUAUUUGUAUGACUGUUUUAUGACAAUGCAAUUCAUUUGAAUUGCUUUUUUAUGACUUAUUUUAUUUUUUACAUUUUUUAUAGCAUACGGAACCAUUUUUUAUGGCUUAAGGCAUUUUGUAACAUUUUAUGGAAUUCUAUACUACUUUUUAUUAUGAACAUUUUACGAUGUUCUAUAAUACUAAGAGAUUGUUAUGACAUUUUAUGGCAAACUAUACUUUGACUUUUUUCAUGGCAUACCAACUUACAGAAACAAUAACCAACGUCUCAAUACAACAUUUUGCUUUACUUGUAUUUUCUCUCUGAGUUUGAAGGUGAAGCGCAAUGCUGGGGCUGCUCAAAGGGGGCGCUGUCGAGCCAAUGUCACGCCGCAGCUCGACACCCAUAGACGGCUAUUUUCACCACGACUGCUCGCGUGCCAAAUUUGUCGGUGCUCGGGCCCUCAUAAUAAUAAACAGAAGAACAAUAGUUCCUCCUCUCAGAAUAUUAAUGAAUCAACUU
Messenger RNA from Anarrhichthys ocellatus (wolf-eel), 2756 nucleotides. RefSeq names its product reticulon 4 interacting protein 1 (gene rtn4ip1). NCBI's taxonomy places the organism in Eukaryota, Metazoa, Chordata, Actinopteri, Perciformes, Anarhichadidae. Gene Ontology annotation, molecular function: oxidoreductase activity. Gene Ontology annotation, cellular component: mitochondrion. The record is from RefSeq and is a predicted model, not a curated record.